GAUGGGAGUACAGUACAAUAUAACUGAGCUGAGAGAAGCCAAGCCAUGUCUUUGAACUACAUUAAGAACUUUUAUGAAGGAUGUCUCAGGCCUCCGACGGCGAUUGGCCAGUUCCACACGCUUUUCUAUGGCUCUGUGCGCAUGUUCUUUCUCGGCGUCCUGGGUUUUGCUGUCUACGGCAACGAAGCUCUGCAGUUCAGCUGCGACCCCGACAGAAGGGACUUAAACCUGUACUGUUAUAACCAGUUCAGGCCAAUAACACCUCAGGUCUUCUGGGCAUUGCAGAUGGUGUCUGUGCUCCUCCCAGGAGCUGCGUUCCACCUGUACGCUGCCUGCAAGAACUUUGAUCAGGAAGAAAUCCUCCGACAACCUGUUUAUACUGUUUUUUACAUCAUCUCUGUUGUGCUGAGGAUGCUUCUGGAGGUUGUGGCCUUCUGGCUUCAGAGCCACCUGUUUGGAUUCCAGGUUCAUCCGCUCUUCAGGUGUGAGGCCAGCACCUUGGAGAACAAGCUGGGCGCGAUCAAGUGCAUGGUGCCGGAGCACAUGGAGAAGACCAUCUUCCUCAGUGCCAUGUACCUCUUCACCAUCAUCACGGUGGCCCUGUGCGCUGUUGAGAUUUUUGAGAUACUUUGCAGAAGAUUAUUAGGGCUGCAGCCCAGUCAGUGA
Brienomyrus brachyistius is the source of this 666-nucleotide messenger RNA. It is a transcript of the gene gje1a, whose product is annotated as gap junction protein epsilon 1a. The transcript has 3 exons. Gene Ontology annotation, cellular component: connexin complex. Bases 46 to 666 code for a protein of 206 amino acids. Gene Ontology annotation, biological process: cell communication. The record is from RefSeq and is a predicted model, not a curated record. NCBI's taxonomy places the organism in Eukaryota, Metazoa, Chordata, Actinopteri, Osteoglossiformes, Mormyridae.